GUUUUGGUGAAGCUGGUAUACCUAAUCUUAAAUGGUUUGGAGUUGACAAGGAUUACAAUGUUAUGGUCAUUGAUCUUCUUGGUCCAAGUUUGGAAGAUCUCUUCAACUACUGCAAUAGGAAGUUCUCUCUGAAAACUGUGUUGAUGCUUGCAGAUCAGCUGGGAAAACAAAAAUCUAACUGGCACAGCUCGUUAUGCUAGUAUUAAUACACACCUUGGCAUUGAACAGAGCAGAAGAGAUGAUUUGGAAGCUUUGGGUUAUGUACUUAUGUACUUUCUUAGAGGAAGCCUUCCAUGGCAGGGAUUAAGAGCUGGUAAUAAGAAGCAGAAGUAUGACAAAAUCAUGGAAAAGAAACUCUCAACUUCUAUAGAGGGUCUAUGCAAAUCAUACCCCUCUGAGUUUAUUUCUUAUUUCCAUUACUGUCGAUCAUUACGCUUUGAAGACAAACCUGCAUAUUCAUAUCUCAAGCAGCUUUUCCGAGACUUAUUUAUCCGCGAAGGUUAUCAAUUUGACUAUGUAUUUGAUUGGACAAUUUUGAGAUAUCCUCAAAUUGGCAACAGUUCAACAGGAAGAUGGGAAUGCAGGAUUAGGAGCUUGGCCAUCUGCAGGACCAGAAAGGACAAAAACAGCAGAUGUGAGGGAGCAGUUUACUAGUGGCAUUGAAGAAUAUUCUAGGAGACAUACAUCAGGAGCCGGUCGGCAUGGUGAACACGCAAGACAUAGAUCAGAUGAUAUACCUUCAUCUAAAGAUGUGCAAGCUGAUGAUUCAGAGAAGGCCCAAACAUCAAGAAACGGUAGUUCUUCAGAAAGAGAAGUAGCCAGUUCAACCCGCAAACCAACCAGCUCUUCUGCUGAAGCCACUUAUGGUGGUGGUGGUGGGUCCAGCAGAGAAGUCGUGUCAAGCAUCGGCCAUUCAUCAUCAGCUUUCUCCCAUUCUAGGGGACCUUCUGAUAACCCUGUUAGGAGCUUUGAGUUCCUGUCAAUAAGAAAGUGAAAGAUAGAGUCAUUUUGUCUUUAAAUUGGUCACUUUUAGGUCCUGUUUAAAGAAAAUCAUAUCCAUAUAGAACGUAUAAAUUCAAAUAUGUUAUUUAUAAGCAGGGGCCUUCUUGUCCGGCAUAUCAAUAUCUGAUUAUCUCAGUAAUGGCCAAUAGGCUGUA
Molecule: messenger RNA, 1157 nt
Organism: Cuscuta epithymum
Lineage: Eukaryota; Viridiplantae; Streptophyta; Magnoliopsida; Solanales; Convolvulaceae
Source: the annotation of a GenBank genome assembly